Porites lobata is the source of this 2979-nucleotide messenger RNA. Lineage: Eukaryota; Metazoa; Cnidaria; Anthozoa; Scleractinia; Poritidae. The record is from the annotation of a GenBank genome assembly.
AUGUUUACGCGUGAAUUUGCGAUCCUUUUAGUGGUUAUUGUUUACAGGAGCUUUGCAAACCCAGUGGCUGUUCAUGUAAGACCAGAAAGAAUGUUUCAAGCCGAGGAGCUGAUGGGUAAGAAUUUACUGUGAUAAAACAGGGUGUAACAGAAAAACUGUGGAAAGCAAAAAAAAAUUGAUAAAAUAAAUAUAAUAACAGCGAUGAGAUCAUGCAAUGCAGGAACUUAAAUUUAAUGAACUUUAGUUACUGAUGUAGUUGCGACAGACUCGUUUUCAAAAUAACUUCGAAUUAAAUCUUUAUUCCCUCAAAAAUUUAAUGAAGAACCGCAGUAGUGGAAAUAAAUUUGCUUUCACCGGGAUUCGAAGUUGUCUGAAUAUAGGGUUUCUAUAGGGUUUGUUUGGAAGUAUACCUUCUGUUAUGGCCAUGGACGUUACUAUAGCAUAUUGGAAGAAACCUUGAGAAGUUUUGGCAAGAGGAUUUUUAUGCCACAACUGUGUGAGUUCUUUUGCACGAAAUCGAUAAAAGUUGCUUACUGUUAGAAAAUCUGGAUAAGGAGAGCACUAUCUGUUUUAUCACCAACUGCACAGUUUCUUCCGAGAAUGCGAGUCUUAUGGUAUCGUGCAUUUUGGUUUGCAUUUUUUUUGCAUGUGUAAUUGACAUGCACUUCCCCAAGCUAAAAUAAAAUAAGGUAUGUGAGGAAAAAUGAUAAUAUAAUGAAAUUAUUUCGGCUUGAGAGAGAGAGAGUUAGAUAGCGCCUUAACUUAGCAAUGAUUCCGUUAUUGCGAGAGCUUUGAGUACAGAGGCGGGAAAACACGGUUUUAUCGAGUAGUACACCAAGGUAAUAGAUGCGAUCUUUUCUUUCCACUCGACACUUCCUGAUCCUUUUUCUUAGAUGGCUUUGCGAUAAUAAAAUUUCUUCAUUCAAAAUAUUUACCCGAUUCUGAUUGGCUAAAAGCACACGCAUAAUUCCCCAUGACCAGUCACUGAUGAUAAAAAUUUGGACGAACUUUGUGUUUGACGAGGAAAUGACGUCAAAAAUGCAGCGUUCUUGGAGGUUAAUGCAUCGUUAACCGAGAAGCCCUGGGGACGAGGUUGAGUUGUUUUCGUUGUAAAAACAAGAAAUGGCGGACAUUUCACUCGUUUCAAGAGUAAGAAGUAGGCGAAAUUAUAGCUAAAAACAUGGCCAGAACAGAAAGAACACAACUCGAAGGGCGUCAUCUGCUAUUUGGAGAAUAUUUGCGGAGCUGAACAACCCUAAACGUGCACUGGCGAAGGUGAACUUAACAUCGAUGGAGGUAAGCAUGUUUUAGCUUUGUUUUUAAACUAGGGAUUAUUUUGAAUGAAUAAUAAAACAACUAUUGAAUUCGGCUUUCGCAUCAAAUGAAGAAUUAUGGAGAUCUGGGAGGGUGUUACCCGCCUCGGCCUACGGCCUCGACGGGUAACACCCUCCUUGAUCUCCAUAAUUCUUCAUAUGAUACUCAGCCUCAUUCAUUAAUUUUUAAUUAUUUAAAUACGAUAUGGUUUAAAGCUCAAAGCUUGUGGGGUCGUGUAAAAAUGAUUACAAAUGGAUAAAACUGUAUAAAAAAAAUAAGAAUAACAUCACUUACAAAAUACAACUACAAUUAAAACUCUAAAAAUAUACAGUAAGAUUCUAACCAAAAAAAUAAAGAAAGAAAUUAAUUUAAAUAAAUGAAAAAAAAAAUACAAGGUUAAAAUGAAUUUACAUUAGUUGCCUCUAAUUAAGUAAAUUGACUACAGCAUUUAAAACAUAAAAAUAGUUAAAAGCAUUUAAAAUCUUGGAGUGCCUGGGCAGCGACUGGACCGACUGUGCGCUAAAAUCAAGUUCCUUAAAAUAAGAGUCCUUCUUCACUUUGCGAUAAAAAACAGUAAAAUGGUCUGUAAAAUGACUCGAGACAGCGUUCCAAAGAGUAGCGCCUCUAUAGCCCAUAGAGUUUUUAAGAAAGUGCGAGUUAAAACGCGGGAUGAUUAUGUUAUUACUCCUUCUGAAGUUGUAUGCAGUGCAGGGUUUAUUUGUCAAGUAUGAAAGAGCCGUAGGUGCUUCACCUAUAAACACGUUAUGGAGUAGUUUAAUUAAUCGAAGUUUAUAAUAGAGGGUUAAAGUAUUCCAGUUCGAAUGUCGGUAAACUUCCUCAGUAGGCAUAUCUUGGGGCAAGUUGUAUAUAAUUCUGGCUGCCCUACGGUGAAGUACUUCCAGAGAAUGUAGAAGUUCUGCAUUAGGGCAGCAGCCCCAAACGACUAGUCCAUAUAGAACUGAUGGUAAUAUUAUCUUGAAGUACAAGUCCAAUAGGGCGUUUCUGCUCAAGAACGAACUCCUUUUCAGGAGGUUCAGUUUGUUUACGAAAUUCUUUUUUACAUCUGUAAGGUGACGUGACCAGGAAAGCCUCUCAUCGAUAUAAACAGUAUGUAGCUCAACAAAGAGUAUAGGUGACUACGGAAAGAAGAGAUUUUUCACUUGCCAAAUACUUUCACUGUUUUGAAUCAAUUUAAGUUUCUUCUGUAGUGGUUCUAUUUGUUAGCAAUCAUAGUUUCUUUUCAAACACAAACUUUGCUGUCGAACCAGCGAUAUCUUUUUUGGACACCCAUUCGCCUGAAAUUGUCGCCUGAUUACCAUGGAUUCGUUUAGGCUCACUGCUGAUAAUUGUUUCACUGUUACUCUCUUAGCAGCCGAAAUGGCAGGAGAUACGAGCACUCAACGACGUGCAGUAUGUGGCAAAAUCACUUACGAUCCAUCAGAUACAUUGUGCUGUGGCGGUACUGUACAAUCCAUGUGGCCGUCAGCUGACAUGAUGUGGCCAAAAUGUUGUGGUACCAAAGUUUAUGACGCGGGCUACAACCUAUGUUGCCGCGGUGUUGUUCAUCGGAAGAAGGAAGGAAAGUGUUGUGGGACCCAAGUUUAUGAUGAACAGUAUUAUAGCUGUUGUCAUGGUAGCUUUGAGGAAAAGUCGUGGAUAUGCUGA